Molecule: messenger RNA, 330 nt
Organism: Protopolystoma xenopodis
Lineage: Eukaryota; Metazoa; Platyhelminthes; Monogenea; Polystomatidea; Polystomatidae
Source: the annotation of a GenBank genome assembly
UCCCUUUCUGGCCGCAUCGUAGGAGGGGCCUGGUGGUUUUUUACCCUCAUAAUUGUCAGCUCUUAUACCGCGAACCUUGCUGCUUUUCUCACUGUUGAACGAAUGUCCAAUCCGAUCCAGUCAUAUGAAGAUCUGGCCAAACAGACUCGUAUCAAGUACGGCGUAAUCAACUCAGGUUCUUCUAAAGAGUUUUUCGAGGUGACUUCCCCAUGCUUAGCUUUGACCUCUUUCAGAUUUCAUUAUUAUUAUCGUUCUGCUAUUUCUAAAAAGAAAUUUCUGUAUACUGGAGUCAAAAAGAAUUUUUUGAAACAUCUUUCGUACGAGCAUUAA